AUGCUGAGCUAUCUUCUCUAUUUAGGCAUUCCGAAUCCAAUAUAUGCAUUACCAUCACCAACUUCAUUUCAAUCACCAUAUUCUCAACAUUGGCGUUCACCUAUGUUUCCAUUUGUAUUUCCAUCUGGUUAUUCAUUUUCUUCAAAUUCUUCAUCUCCUUCUAUAUCAUCAACACAAAAACGAUCGCCAAAUAAUCGACGUUUUAUUGAUAAUAAUAAUUCUCAACAAAAUCAUCAUAAACAAUCAAUAUCCCAUGAUGAACAAAAAUCAAAAAAAUCUCAUAUAAAAAAACCGUUAAAUGCUUUUAUGUUAUUUAUGAAAGAACAACGAGCACAAGUUGUACAAGAAUGUACAUUACGUGAAAGUGCUGCAAUUAAUCAAAUACUUGGUCGAAAAUGGCAUGAACUUGAUCGUAAUGUUCAACAAAAAUAUUAUGAUAUGGCACGUGAUGAACGUAUGAAACAUAUGCAAUUAUAUCCUGGUUGGUCAGCUCGAGAUAAUUAUGGUGCACGAAAAAAACGAGGAAAUAGUGGUAAAAAACGAGAAAAAAAUUCAGGUGAAAAUGCAGAAUGUCUUAAUCAAAAAAAAUGUCGAGCACGAUUUGGUCUUGAUCAACAAGCAAAUUGGUGUAAACAUUGUAAACGAAAGAAAAAAUGUUUACGUUAUACAGAAAAUGAAACAACAUCAUCAGUUGGUGUUACUUCAUGGAGUGAUGAAGAUGAUACGGACAAUAAUGAUGAUUCUGAUGAUUGUGAUGUUAUUCCAAUGAUUGAACAAAAUAAUAUGUCAAUACAUACAGGUAUAUCAAUGGAUUCUGAUGAAGAAAAUACAUUACGUUUAUUAAAAUAUCAACAAACAUCCAAUGAAAAUAAUCGAUCCGAAGGAAAGAUAAUCGGAAAAGAAUCAUCAUUACAAGUACCUUUUUUUCAAUCAUCUCAUCAUUAUCCAUAUUUUGAUUCAUUUUUACCAACAGCAUCAAUGCCAAUUUUAAAUGAAUUUAAACAAGAAACAUAA
Messenger RNA from Adineta steineri, 1014 nucleotides. The record is from the annotation of a GenBank genome assembly. NCBI's taxonomy places the organism in Eukaryota, Metazoa, Rotifera, Eurotatoria, Adinetida, Adinetidae.